Molecule: messenger RNA, 6812 nt
Organism: Doryrhamphus excisus (bluestripe pipefish)
Lineage: Eukaryota; Metazoa; Chordata; Actinopteri; Syngnathiformes; Syngnathidae
Source: RefSeq, a predicted model, not a curated record
GAUACUUCUUCUUCUUGUUGUCUUGUUAAGGUAGUGUGUUUUGUUGUUUCUCUAUUUUACAGUGCUUAACUUCUUUUUACACUUAUAUGACCAGUAAGUCAGUCAUAAUUAAAAUUGAGACUUGAGCAUUUCAUGUUUCAGUGGUAAGUUUGACACUUUUCUGACAAAAAAAAAAGUCUCUCCAGUAAAUGGUGAUGACAGUUUGACACUGGAACAGAUUAUUUAUAUUACUUCCAAUUGGGAAAUAGUUUAUGUGUGUUAUUUUUCAUAUCCCUGAUGCUGUGUUUGUCUUGCUGCUGAAGAUGAUUCGAUGCAAUAGGCGCAGGCUGAACUGAUAUGUGAUUUCAUUUAAAGGGAUUUUCUUUUGCAAAAAAAAUAAAAAAAAAAACAAUAAUGUCCUACUUAGAGAGACACAACCCAACCUGCUGUUCCCAGCUGGUGCUGCUCCAAUUUACAUUCACCUCCCUUUCCAUCCUUUUUUCCCCUUCAUCUCUUUUUGCUCCUCCUCUUUGAGUCAGUGCAGAAGACUCCCCUCCUCCUCCUCCUCCUCAGGUUUGUGAACCUCGUCCUCCCUGCGUCAGACAGCUCCAUUCAUGAAAAGUGUGACGUGAGCAUGUCGGUGACGCUGCAACCCACCCACGCACAGUCGGGGUGCUGCCUGAGCUACUGGGAUGCUUGUCAUUCUCCAACCUCUGACUCGCCCUCUUCCUGCUUUUUCUCCUGAUUUUCUUCUCCCUAACCAGUACUUUAUUUAUCAUCUUCCCUUUUUUUUUUUACCUCUUCUGCAUCAGAGCCGAAGAAGCAUGAACGUGAGCUUUGUCCAACGUAAUUCAACUCGCGUCAAAUCUGUGUGUUAGGACCACUCUUCAUCAGGAGUACGCAGCCCAUGUUCAUGCAUGACACCAUGGGUAGCUCCCCCGAAGUGCUCUCAUGGACUUCCUGCCCCAGCAUGCUGGUGGGCAAGCUAAAAGAGGAGCUCAAACUCAGCGUGGUCGGGGAUUCCAUGAAGAAAUCGAACACGCCUAACUCUCAAACGCAGCCUCCUCCACCCCCUGGUUCUAUACUACCCCCUCAGAUAAUCACGGACUUGGCCCCGCCGACGCAUCUGCCGGUGCCUCUUAAGACGCUGCAGCUACCCAACCAGGACGAGGACUCGGUGCUCGGGGGUGUAAGUCCCACAAACAUGGCCUUGAGCGUCGACUCCAUGCGGAGCGAGGGUGGCCACUUCGACAACAGCGUGCUCCAGCUGCAGGAGCAGGACAACGAGGAAGCGGUCUCGCCGGCUUCCUGCGAGCACGGAGGCUGCGGGAGCGGAAUGGAAGACCACGCAGGAGAUGGGGACUGUCAUUUGGACCACAACGGCGAGGGAAGACAAAGUCACCAGCAUCAUCCCGAUGACAUUAAACUGCACUUCCACAGAGCGGGGCCGGGGUCGGGGGGCUUCCUGGAGGGACUCUUCGGCUGUCUCCGGCCAGUCUGGAACAUCAUAGGAAAGACGUAUUCCACAGAAUACAAACUACAACAACAAGAUAUGUGGGAGGUUCCGUUUGAGGAAAUCUCCGAGUUGCAGUGGCUCGGCAGCGGCGCUCAGGGAGCCGUCUUCCUCGGCAAAUUCCGCUCUGAAGAAGUCGCCAUCAAGAAGGUGCGAGAACAGAAGGAGACGGACAUCAAACACCUACGGAAACUCAAGCAUCCCAACAUCAUCAGCUUUAAGGGUGUGUGUACUCAGGCGCCGUGUUACUGCAUUAUUAUGGAGUACUGCGCUCAAGGCCAGCUCUAUGAGGUGUUGAGAGCAGGACGCAAGGUGACCCCCAGGCUGCUGGUGGACUGGGCUUCCGGCAUCGCCAGCGGCAUGAACUACCUGCACCUUCAUAAGAUCAUCCACAGGGAUCUCAAGUCUCCCAAUGUUUUGGUGACCCACAACGACUCUGUGAAAAUCUCCGACUUUGGAACAUCCAAAGAGCUCAGCGACAAAAGUACAAAGAUGUCCUUUGCUGGUACGGUGGCUUGGAUGGCACCAGAAGUGAUCAGGAAUGAACCCGUGUCUGAGAAAGUGGACAUCUGGUCGUUUGGAGUUGUGUUGUGGGAACUGCUGACUGGAGAGAUCCCGUACAAAGAUGUAGACUCCUCUGCUAUCAUCUGGGGUGUCGGAAGCAACAGUCUUCACCUCCCUGUCCCGUCCACCUGCCCGGAUGGCUUUAAAAUCCUCAUGAAACAAACAUGGCAAGGCAAACCCCGGAAUAGACCAUCUUUCCGCCAGAUCCUCCUGCACCUCGACAUUGCCUCGGCUGACGUUCUGGGAGCUCCUCAGGAGACGUACUUCAAGUCUCAGGCUGAAUGGAGGGAGGAAGUGAAGAAACAUUUUGAGAAGAUCAAAAGUGAAGGCACGUGCAUUCACAGGCUGGAUGAAGAGCUGAUCAGACGGAGGCGGGAUGAACUCCGGCAUGCACUGGACAUCCGGGAACAUUAUGAGAGGAAACUGGAGAGAGCCAACAACCUUUACAUGGAGCUCAGUGCCAUCAUGCUGCAGCUGGAGGUGCGAGAGAAAGAACUCAUGAAGAGAGAGCAAGCAGUGGAGAAGAAAUACCCCGGGACCUACAAGCGGCACCUGGUCAGGCCCAUCGUUCGGUCAAAUGCUGUGGAAAAGCUGAUCAAAAAGAAAGGAAAUAUUUCUCACAAACCCGGGUUGCCGCCUGCCAAAAGGCCUGACUUGCUUCGUUCCGAUGGGAUCCCGAGUGUGGACGCCCUCCCGUCCCCGUCACCACUUUCCGCCAGCCCAAAAGUUUCCACGCCUCCCGGCAAGUCCCGCUACCGAAGCAAGCCCCGCCAUCGCCGCGCCAACAGCAAAGGAAGCCAUAGCGAGUUCCUCGGGGUCCUGAAACCUGCUGCAGCGGUGCCAGAAGAUGCUCAGUCACUCCAGGAGCCGCUUCAUCACCACCAUCAUCUUCCGCUGCCACCCGCGGCGGCACCCCAGCUCCCGUUGAAGGGCCGCGAAGAAGCCGUUGUGAACUGUGCCAAUAACUUACGGUACUUUGGCCCCGCUGCUGCUCUCCGCAGCCCCCAGACCGAUCACCUGCAGCGCCGUGUUUCCGGUUCCAGCCCCGACCUCAUCUCCACGGCCGUGGAUGCAGACACACGUCAACGCACCUCGUCCAUUAGCUCCAAUCCCGUAUUAGGUACUGGUGCCGGGUCCGUGUGUCCCUGCUGCCAGGCUCACCCCUUCCCGGGAUGCCUUCACUGUCAGGAGACCCCGCCCGUAUCCAGUCAACCAGAGCUGCUCCAUCCUCAAGAAGGUACACAGUCGUGUUUGGGGGCUCCCGGCAAAGAUCCAGGUUCUGAUGAAGACGUCUCCAACAAAGCCGAGGCUCAGAAACAGGAAGCCUUCCAGAAUACGCACACCCUUCCCACCGCACUUCCACGCACACUCAGACCUCUGAGGAAGGGUGGAGAUGAGUCAUCUGAAGAGGAGGAAGGAGAGGUGGAUAGCGAAGUGGAGUUUCCAAGGAGACAGAGACCCCAUCGCUGUAUGAGCAGCUUCCAGUCCUACUCCACAUUCAGCUCGGAGAAUCUGUCCGUGUCCGACGGAGAGGAGGGAAACACCAGCGACCAUUCCCACAGCGGCCCACUGGAGAGGCUGAGCGCCAGCCAGGAGGAACACCUGGAUGAGCUGCUGUCGCACACGCCGGACAUCCCCAUCGACAUCUCCACCCAGUCGGACGGCUUGUCUGACAAGGAAUGCGCCGUCCGCAGGGUGAAGACGCAGAUCUCCUUGGGUAAACUGUGCUCGGAUGAACACAGCUAUGAGAAUCCUCUUCAGUUUGGAGAUUCAGACUGUGACUCCUCAGAAGCCGAGUGCUCAGAUGCCACUAUUCGGAACAACAAAGGGGCCCCUUCUUCGUGCGAAACCCACACAAAACUUCGCCCUUUCCACUCAAGUCUCAUCUCAGGAUUGUACAAGGACCGGCAAAAACUGGACUGGACCAAUUACUGUAUAUGGGAAUGUUUGAAUCGUGCAUAUCUGUAAUGUCGCAACCAUUUUUCUUUUUACCGUACAGUAUACUAUUCUCAAAUAGUGUCCUCCACUCGAAUAGACGCCGUGCCUCUAUUAAUUAGUCACUGGGUGCGUCCGCCUGUAGUGUCCACAGGGGUGGCUGUAAUUACAUUUCCUGAAGCCGGUUCCCGGAUUUAGUGCCGCUAAUAAAUAAAUAAUGUGACAUCAUAGCAGCAGGACCACAUGUCAAUCAACAAAGAAUGAACACUAAUAUCUAAUAAUUAGCUUUUUUUUUACAGUAACACAUCAGCAUGGAAUUACAGCCGUACAUCAAAUACAAAUUAAUAACACAAGCUGCAUUAUAGGAAUAGUGAAUUUAAACUGCUAUUAUGAUGGUCGAGUGGUUAGCGCGCAGCUCACAGCUAGGAGACCAGGGUUCGAUUCCACCCUCGGCCAUCUCUUUGUGGAGUUUGCAUGUUCCGGUUUCCUCCCACAUUCCAAAAAAACAUGCUAGGUUAAUUAGCGACUCCAAAUUGUCCAUAGGUAUGAAUGUGAGUGUGAAUGGUUGUUUGUCUAUAUGUGCCCUGUGAUUGGCUGGCGACCAGUCCAGGGUGUACCCUGCCUCUUGCCUGAAGACAGCUGGGAUAGGCUCCAGCAACCCCCACGACCCUCGUGGGGAUAAGCGGUUGAAAAUUAAUGAAUGAGUUGCUGAAUUUGGAUGAGUGGUUAGCGUGCAGGCAACACAGCUAGGAGACCUGAGUUUGAUUCCGCCCUCGGCCAUCUCUGUGUGGAGUUUGCAUGUUCUCCCCGUGCAUGCGUGGGUUUUCUCCGGGUACUCCGGUUUCCUCCCACAUUCCAAAAAAACAUGCUAGGUUAAUUAGCGACUCCAAAUUGUCCAUAGGUAUGAAUGUGAGUGUGAAUGGUUGUUUGUCUAUAUGUGCCCUGUGAUUGAUUGGCUGGCGACCAGUCCGGGAGUGUACCUUCGUGAGGAAAAAGCGGUAGAAAAUGAAUGAAUGAACUGCUAUUAUGAAGCAAUUACACAUUCCAUUUCAUUUUGUUUCAUUUUUAGGUGCAGCAUCUCCCAUGUAACUCUUUCCAGCAGGGUAAUUGUUUGCAAAAGUGAUUAGAGACAUAGAUUGCUUGCUCAGGAUCAAGAAUGUCUAGCAGGCUAGACACACAGCGACUGGUUGUUUGUGGAGCUAAAGAAAUUGCUAAUAUUUUCUUAUUGUAUUUUUUUUUUUUUUUUUUUUUUGAACGCUUCAGGUUGCCGGUUGAGAGCAGUAGCAAUAUAGCAGCCGCUAGAUGGCGACAAAUGCAAUGACAUGUAAAGAUACUGCUCUGCUGCUUUUUGAUGCUCAGCAAUGUUAUACUACUUUAGGCUUGCUGUGUUUAAAAAAAAAAGGGAUACAAGAUUUUUUUUUUAUUUUUAUUUUGGUGACUGGAAAACAAAGCGAUGGAGGACGGUGGCAAUUGAGGAGUAUAAGCCAGACAUAAAUAAGUUGUAUUUUUAAUUUUUAGUAAUAUAAUUUCAGUGUUAUUUUCCUCUGUAUAUAAACAACAGUAAAUAUAAAUCUGACUGAGAAUUUUGUCACCAACGAUCAGCUUAAAUUAGCUGAAAAGAAGCAUUUUCAUGAUGUGUUUUACAUCAGUAUUGAACUUUUCAGGUGCGCAGGCAGCAGAAUUGAACCUAAGAUUUGUACUUGCAUUUUUUUUUUUUUGCUUUAAAGCUUUACAGGUCUCAAUUUGAGCCACCUUCAUCCAUCUUUAUUGUGUUUUAUGUGAAUUAACGUCAUGUGUUGUAAUCUGAUCUGUGAAGUAUGAUUGUUAUUAUGUUUACUUUCAUUAUUUUACUUUACGUAGCUGGCCUACAUUAUUAUUGAAUAAUUUAUUUUGAAUGAAGUAAGUGUUCUUUUUCAUUUUUUGGCAGCUUCUUUUUGGAGUAUUAUUUUAAAAAAGAGCACAACAAACAGAUAUGAGGACAGUAUUAGUUUUAUGUUUAGUGGAUCAAAUCAUUUGAAGUAUUGCUAUGUACUGCACUUAGCAAUAUACAUUGUACUUUUAAUGUAUAUUUUCAACAAAAGCCAAUCAGGGGACACAAACACAGGGUCAAAAAGACCACUCAAUGUAUACAUUUUUGGGUUUUAUUUUUUCCUUUCUGCAAUUGUCUCUGUUAUUUAAUCCAAAAUAUCAAUUUGUGUCUGAAUUUUUGUGAAGCUUUUUCUAACCGUGGACAUCAUGUGGCCUCGUAUACCGAGUAUCCAGUUUCUUUAUUACGCUCCUCUACCUGUUGAAUGGCAUUACGAUCAACCGAGUCCUCUCAUGUUCGAUUCCUGUAUUUUCCACAGUACAGUACAGUACAGUUGAUAAUCUGGGAGAAUAUAAUCCAAGCAAGUCAUGCAUGGAAUAAAUGCUGAUGUACUGUACCCAAUAUACUAGUGGUGGUCUGUUGAUUUUCUUAUGAAUAUCAUAUUUACUCCGCUCAAAUAAAUGCCUCAUACGCACUCCUUUGAUAAAUGUUAAAUAAUAAAUAAUAAUAAUAAUAACAGUUGCCAGACGGUUUGUUGAGCAGAGUGGUUCCUGAAUGCAUCUCUACCACUGCUGACAUGUUGCACAGAAUAGGGUGAAGAUUUGUCUGUUGCCUGUGAUAUUAAUUUUUUCUGACAUAUGACAUAAUAUAUGGUGGAUUGGCUUGAAAUUUCUCACACAGAUCAAUGCUCUCUACAAAACACCCACUGUAAUUUUAGGGUGUUUAGUGAGGCUGUAAAGUGCUUCUGUAAGGUUUGUGGCCUGUUCCAGAGCACAUUGUGUUAUAUCUAUUUGU